This is a messenger RNA of Lichtheimia ornata, 1698 nucleotides long. RefSeq lists its product as uncharacterized. The transcript is spliced from 10 exons. The record is from RefSeq and is a predicted model, not a curated record. The coding region runs from base 1 to 1698 and encodes 565 amino acids. Gene Ontology annotation, cellular component: Golgi membrane. Lineage: Eukaryota; Fungi; Mucoromycota; Mucoromycetes; Mucorales; Lichtheimiaceae. Gene Ontology annotation, biological process: intracellular protein transport; vesicle-mediated transport.
AUGGAUGUCGUCAAAGCCGUUCAGCACUAUGUGGAGAAAAUGAUCAGCGACGUGCCUGGCAUGAAGGUGCUGCUCCUUGACACAAUGACGACGCCUAUAGUAUCUCUUGUCGCGACACAGUCCAACCUCUUGACAAAGGAAUGCUACCUUAUCGACCGCAUUGACAACCGCAACCGAGAGAAAAUGAAGCAUCUCAAGUGCAUUUGCUUCCUACGACCCACACCCGAGACACUGCGAUACCUUAUUGACGAGCUACGAGAACCAGCUUAUGGAGACUAUUACUUGUACUUUAGCAACACCGUGCACAAAGCCGAUAUCGAACGAUUAGCCGAACUUGAUGAUCACGAGGUGGUCAGGGAAGUGCAGGAAUACUUUGGUGAUUACCUUGCCAUCAAUCCAGAUCUCUUUUCGUUGGGUAUGGAAGCGGGUGACAUUUUUGGUGAUUCGGCUACCAGCUGGAACAGGGAAGCAUUUGAUCAAUCGGUGCGAGGCAUUUGUUCAGUACUCUUGAGCUUGAAAAAGAAGCCUGUCAUUCGAUAUCAAGGAGCAAGUGCAAUGGCAGCUGAACUUGCCAAUGAAGUCCAGAAACAAAUCCAACGAGAAGGGCAAUUGUUCGAUUUUAGGCGACCUGAUACCCCACCCAUUCUUCUCAUUAUGGAUCGCCGCAACGACCCUGUGACCCCUCUGCUGACACAAUGGACUUAUCAAGCGAUGGUGCAUGAAUUGAUUGGUAUUCAUCAUGGGCGAGUGGACAUGUCCAAUGUCCCGGAUGUGAGGAAUGAGCUCAAGGAAAUUGUCUUGUCGCCUGAUCAAGAUCCAUUCUUCAAAAAGUCCAUGUACCUGAAUCUCGGUGACUUGGGUGCCACUAUCAAGCAAUACGUGGAUGAAUAUCAGACCAAGACCAAAUCCAACAUGAACAUUGAAAGCAUCGCCGAUAUGAAACGCUUUGUGGAGGAUUACCCUGAAUUCAGAAAGUUGUCCGGCAACGUAUCCAAGCAUGUGGCUCUAGUCAGUGCGUUGAGUAACCGUGUCUCUCAGGCGCAUCUUCUCGAGAUCAGUGAAUUGGAACAAGGGUUGGCUUGUAAUGAGAAUCACAACAACGACCUUAGAAGCAUACAACAAAUGAUUGAGAGGAGCGAUAUUUCAGAAGAUGCAAAGAUCCGCCUGGUGUUAUUGUACACGCUACGAUAUGAACGCAUGCAGAAUAACAGCAUCAAGACGUUGGUGGAUUUACUUGAUCGGGCAGGCAUUAGUGAAAAGAAGAGUGCGUUGAUCCCUGCUAUCCUGAUGUAUGCCGGUUAUCAGCAGCGACAAGAUGAUUUAUUCUCCAAUCAAACAUUCCUCUCUCGUGGCAAAAGUGCACUCAAAGGAUUGAAAGGCGUGGAAAACGUUUAUACACAACACACACCAUUGAUCGGGGAGACAUUGGAUAUGCUUAUCAAAGCACGACUUCGAGAUACGACCUACCCAUACAUUCCAGGGCAAGCACAAGCAGUACGUGAAAGACCUCAAGACAUCAUUGUGUUUAUCAUCGGUGGCGCCACAUUUGAAGAGGCACGUUACAUUGCACAACUUAAUGCCGCUACCCCAGGUGUACGGAUUGUACUCGGUGGUACCACCAUCCAUAAUUCUACCAGCUUCAUGAAACAAUUGGAUCGUAUUGGUCAAGGUUAUAUGACACCAUCACGUCGUGUAUAA